GGCUAGGUAUAGAAGCAGUUGGAAAGAAGACGGCUGCACCGUGCUUCCGCAGCGGUGUACACUGUACAGUGUACUAAGUUCCGUCCUCUCUUACCGAUGAUCAUGAUCCUCAUGGGGCGUUUUUGGGCAUCAUUCAAAGCACUUCGUUCCAUUCAGCUGGAACGAUGGAGACAACCGCACCAAUCGUCCUAUUUGGCUUCAGUAUUCCCAGAAUUGUCAUUCCAGCAUCCGCCCAAGGACUACAUGAUAGUGGGUAUCUUUCGGCCGGGAAUGGACACUAGAACGACGGAUAGGGGAGGAUCAUUGACUGAAUGGGCACCUCGUAGGUCCACAUUUAGUGUAUAUACAACUGACCUACUUAUUAUCACCGCCUCGCGAUAUAAUGGUGAAGUUGCCUUGUCAAUAUGUCAUAUCACACUACAUAAUCGGUACCAUACAAUUCGCGCCAACCCUAGGUACUUGUUUGGAUCAACAAGUUAUCCCCAGAGUGCACAAUCAAGAGAACAUCUUCUCGUAUCUGGACUGGCGGAGAAGUCGACUGAAAAAGCCACUAUUCCCCAAAAGGAUCAUUGAGGGUCUCGGAUUUGGACCAACACGAUCAGUUCGGAUAGGACAGAGCGGUGGCGAAGAGAUAGUUAUGGGCCGCCGUGAUCUCUGCAGAGCGCAGAUAGUCCCAGAAUGGGGGAGGUACUACUGGUAUUUAGCAGUGCCUAGUGGCCAACUAAAACAUGGCA
Messenger RNA from Aspergillus campestris IBT 28561, 734 nucleotides. RefSeq lists its product as uncharacterized. Bases 97 to 573 code for a protein of 158 amino acids. The transcript has a single exon. The record is from RefSeq and is a predicted model, not a curated record. Lineage: Eukaryota; Fungi; Ascomycota; Eurotiomycetes; Eurotiales; Aspergillaceae.